Molecule: messenger RNA, 4810 nt
Organism: Cyprinodon variegatus (sheepshead minnow)
Lineage: Eukaryota; Metazoa; Chordata; Actinopteri; Cyprinodontiformes; Cyprinodontidae
Gene: egfra
Product: epidermal growth factor receptor
Exons: 28
Coding region: 171-3788 (1205 amino acids)
Biological process (GO): negative regulation of apoptotic process; cell differentiation; protein phosphorylation
Cellular component (GO): basal plasma membrane; signaling receptor complex
Molecular function (GO): epidermal growth factor binding; epidermal growth factor receptor activity; ATP binding
Source: RefSeq, a predicted model, not a curated record
UUAGACUACACUGCUGAAUAUAUAUGUAAGGAGGAGGAGGAGCUGUCAAAGAAAUUUGGGACUUUCUCAGAAAAGGGAAACUUUUCCCUCUAACCGAUCCGGGAAUUCGUUUAAUUUAAAGUGUUUUUAUUUCUUUCUCCGGUCGGAUUAUCGCGUUGUGUUGGCAUGGAAUGACGCUGCGCUCUCCAAACACGAUGGCAGCGCGUUUUCUGACAUGGAUCACCCUCACCUCUCUGCUCUGUCUGGGCGUUCUGGCGGAAAAGAAAGUCUGCCAAGGUUUUACCAAUCAUUUAAAUCUUCUGGGCUCUAAAGAGGACCACUACCAGAACAUGGUGAAGACCUACAGCAAUUGUACUGUUGUCCUGGAGAACUUGGAGAUCACUUAUGUAGAAGAGCACCGUGACCUUUCCUUCCUCCAGUCCAUUGAAGAAGUCAGUGGCUACGUUCUGAUUGCCCUCAACACAGCUCCCAAGAUUCCUCUGCAGAAUCUGCGGAUCAUCCGAGGUCACGCCCUCUAUGAGGGAAAGUUUGCGCUUUCUGUGCUCGCCAAUUUUGAGACAAAAACAGGUCAAGGUACCACCGAGCUUCUCCUGACCAGCCUAACAGAAAUUCUCAAAGGAGGUGUGAAGUUUAGCGGCAACGGCAAGCUUUGUAAUGUGGAAACCAUACAGUGGUUUGAUAUCGUCAAUACUGAAGAUGAGCAUAAGCCCAGCCUGGAACUCCCAGUGGCUGGAAACAACCCCAAUUGUAAGAAAUGCCACUCAAACUGUUUCAAUGGUUCAUGUUGGGCUUCUGGUAAAGAAAACUGUCAGACCUUAACCAAGCUGAACUGUGCACAGCAGUGCUCCAAGAGGUGCAAAGGACCAUCACCAAGUGACUGUUGCAAUGAGCAUUGUGCAGCUGGAUGCACGGGGCCCAGACCCACAGACUGUCUGGCCUGUCGGGCCUUCCAGGAUGAUGGGGUGUGUAAGGACUCCUGCCCAGGGCUCCAGCGCUAUGAUCCAAACCUGCACCAGCUGGUCCCCAACCCACAUGGAAAGUACAACUUUGGGGCCACUUGUGUCAAAAGUUGUCCACAUAACUAUGUUGUGUCUGAUCAUGGUGCUUGUGUGCGGGCAUGCAGCGGUAACACAUAUGAAAAGGAUGAGGGAGGAGUACGAAAGUGUGUCAAGUGUGACGGACUGUGCCCAAAAGUGUGUAACGGACUUGGAGCAGGAGAACUGACUCACACCCUGUCUAUCAAUGCCACCAACAUUGGCUUCUUUAAAAACUGCACUAAGAUCAAUGGUGACAUCACUAUCAUUAAAACAUCGAUCCAUGGGGAUCCUUUUACUAAAACACCAAAGAUGGAACCGGCUCAGCUGGACGUGUUCAAAACGGUUAAGGAAAUUACAGGACACCUGUGGAUUCAAAUAUGGCCAGAUACCAUGAAAUCACUCAGUCCUUUUGAAAAUCUGGAAAUAAUUCGAGGGAGAACAAAACGCGGUGGCCACACUUUAGUUGUGACCCAGAUCAAUGCCGACUACCUCGGCUUCCGGUCACUAAAGGAGAUCAGUGACGGGGACGUGGCCAUUAUCAAGAAUGAGAAGCUCUGCUAUACGAAGGAGAGUCACUGGAAGAGGCUCUUCAGAUCAAAGAGUCAAACUGCAACAGUCAACGACAACGCAAAUGCUACCACUUGUGCCCUAAGCAAAAAGACCUGUGACAGGAAGUGCACAGCGGACGGCUGCUGGGGCCCAGGCCCGGACAUGUGUUUCGCCUGUCAUAACUACAGCCGUGCUGGGAGUUGCGUUGACUCCUGCAACAUCCUGGAGGGAGAGCCACGGGAGGCGAUCGUGAAUAAAACCUGCAUGGAGUGUGACCCUGAGUGUCUACGCAUGAACGGCACUGCAACCUGCCGGGCGCCUGGUCCUGGAAACUGCACAAAGUGCGCCAACUUUCAGGAUGGACUGUUCUGCGUGUCACGUUGUCCCCAAGGCAUCCCUGGAGAAGAUGACACCCUGGUGUGGAAAUAUGCAGACAAGGAAAGAGUCUGCCAACUGUGCCACAAGAACUGCACUAAGGGGUGUACCGGACCAGGCCCUGAUGGUUGCCGAGGUGAAAGGUCUUCAGGCCUGUCCAUGAUUGCAGCCGGGGUUGUUGGUGGGAUGCUGGCCGUUUUGAUCGCAGGCCUCUCUGUCUUUGUGCUGCUACGUCGGCGCCACAUCAAAAGGAAAAGGACGAUGCGCAGACUGCUCCAAGAGAGACAGCUGGUUGAACCUCUUACUCCAAGUGGGCAAGCACCAAACCAAGCCCUGCUGCGGAUACUGAAGGAACCAGAGUUUAGGAAAAUUAAGGUUCUGGGAUCAGGAGCUUUUGGUACAGUUUACAAGGGUCUUUGGGUCCCAGAAGGGGAGGAUGUGAAGAUCCCAGUGGCUAUCAAGGUUCUGAGAGAGGCCACAUCACCAAAAGCCAACCAGGAGAUCUUGGAUGAAGCUUACGUGAUGGCCAGUGUUGAUAACCCGCAUGUAUGCCGUCUGCUGGGUAUCUGCCUCACCUCGACGGUGCAGCUAAUAACUCAGCUGAUGCCUUAUGGCUGCCUGCUGGACUACGUGAAAGAAAAAAAGGACAACAUUGGCUCCCAGCACCUGCUCAACUGGUGUGUUCAGAUAGCAAAGGGUAUGAACUACCUGGAGGAACGCCAUCUAGUGCACCGUGACCUGGCAGCCAGAAAUGUCCUGGUCAAGACUCCCAGUCAUGUCAAAAUCACCGACUUUGGGCUGGCCAAACUCCUUAACGCAGAUGAGAAAGAAUACCACGCAGAAGGAGGAAAGGUGCCAAUUAAAUGGAUGGCUCUUGAAUCAAUCCUAAACAGGACCUACACUCACCAAAGUGAUGUCUGGAGCUACGGUGUAACAGUCUGGGAACUGAUGACAUUCGGGACCAAACCUUAUGAUGGGAUUCCAGCCAGUGAAAUAGCCGGGAUUCUGGAGAAAGGAGAGCGCCUGCCUCAGCCACCAAUCUGUACUAUAGACGUCUACAUGAUCAUGGUGAAAUGUUGGAUGAUUGACGCAGACAGUCGGCCUCGUUUCCGGGAACUAAUAGCUGAGUUCACCAAGAUGGCUCGAGAUCCAUCUCGCUAUCUUGUCAUUCAGGGUGAUGACCGCAUGCACCUACCAAGUCCAACAGACACCAAGUUCUACCGCAGCCUGAUUAGUGGAGAGGAUUUGGAUGAUGGUGUGGAUGCAGAUGAAUACUUGGUACCGCAGCACAGCUUCUUCAGCAGUCCAAGCACCUCCUACACCCCACUGCUUCACUCCACGAGCAUCAACAGCAGCAAUGGAACAUGCAUCAACAGAAAUGGCUUAAUGAACGGUGUGCUGAGCAGAGACGGAAGCAUGGUUCUUCGAUAUAUCCCUGACCCCACUGACAAAUUUAUGGAUGACGCCUUCCAACCUGCUCCAGACUACAUGAACCACAACGGAGUCUCCAAUGUGACGAAUCCUGUCUACCAACAUGCACGUCCCCCCCGCAGCCUCCUUCCAACCAUCUCAUCAGAUGAUACAGAGUCAGAGUACCUGAAUUACUUUAAAAACAGGCCAAAUGGACCUGAAUACCUCAACGAGCUCCCGCCCUCUACCACACUUCCUUUCGACUCCAGCAACAUGGUCUGUGUUGAUCAGAGCAACAGGCUUCAGAAUAGCAUUGACAAUCCAGACUACCAACAGGAUUUCACUCCCACCCCAAAGACUCACGCAAAUGGACACAUACCAGCUGCAGAGAAUGUGGAGUACCUGGGUCCAGACUGAGGACCUUGGAGGAAAAAACAACGAAUUAAUCCAAAAUAAUAGUCUGUGUUUUGCUCCUUUGGAAAAGGCAUUUUUUUGUUGCUAGAAGCUCAAUGAGCACCAUCAGUGGAAGCUUACGCAACAGUUUUUCUUUAAUACAAAACUUAAAUGACUUUUCAUGAAUGAAAACAAGCCAAAAACUGGGUUGAGUCCUUCUCAGUUGAGCUUUGAGCUACUGGUCCUAACAGCUGAUAAAGUUGACCAGCAGCACAUUAUAGACCUACUAGCAUUGGACUCAGAACAUCUCUCUCUGAGGAAGUCAACCAGAUUAGAGGGAGGGAUAUUUUUUUUUAGAUUGAUCACUAACCUGUUCUUAAUCAGGUCAGUGUGCAUUAAAUACUGAACGUGUGAGCAAAUACACCUGGUAGGACUGUGGUCAUAUUCAAACCGAUGUGUUUUGUAGCUCAAACCUUUCAGCACUUUGUUAUAUAAAAGUAUAUUUUUUCGCAGAUGUGACAAAGGGCUUUCCCACAGCGCUUAUCCAAAAUCAGAUCCUAUCUUUAUUUUUCUGUUUAGUUAAUACAAACCAUAAAAGAUUCUGUUUUUGUCCCAAAUGUUUUUGUUUUCUGUAAUGUUUAUAAAAAGCCAAGUGAACUGUCUGAGGCAGGUUGUGUGUCAUUUUAAUUGUAACGUUUCAUUGUCCUUUAUUUUAAACAUGAUUGCAUAGAAAGAUUAUAAAUGUCUUUUUCUUUCAUUUAAGAAAGUAAGAUGGUUUUUACUUGGCGUUGACGCCAUGUGUUCUGUUGCUCUUUAAGUCAGUAACUUUUGCAAGAGCAUUAUCUCUGCAAGUAUUGUUCCUAGUUUUAAAGGAAUAACCUAUUGUAGCAUUUUUGUUCCAAGAAUUUAAACAGGUACCUGUACAGAAAACACUUAAUAUCCUGAAAUACACUACCAAAUAGCUGUAAUUAAUAAUCCGUAAAGAAGUUUUGUCUAUGUGAAUAUGCACGUGUUUUUUGACUGUGAGCAUAUAAUUCAAUAAAUUA